Molecule: messenger RNA, 3645 nt
Organism: Dunckerocampus dactyliophorus (ringed pipefish)
Lineage: Eukaryota; Metazoa; Chordata; Actinopteri; Syngnathiformes; Syngnathidae
Gene: dennd2c
Product: DENN/MADD domain containing 2C
Exons: 19
Coding region: 352-3033 (893 amino acids)
Source: RefSeq, a predicted model, not a curated record
UAGAAGGAGGAGUAGGAGGGCUGUAUAACUCUGCUUGUCUCUUUUUUUUUUUUUUUGCCACUUUCUUUGUUGUCCUUGUCGGAGUGCACAGUUAUAAAUGUAAAGUGAAACGCAUUUCUAAGCACUUUUUAAGGAGUUUCUAACUCAAGUCUCCGUCUCCGUUAGUGCAGCUUUCCUCAUUGACGAUGGGGGCGACUAAACAGUUAUUUUGUUUAAAUCCAACAUAUCACCACCAAGACAGACGCAAAUGGGGAUUCAAUUAACGGGAUUGGCAAAGUGCAAAUGAUUUUUGGUGCUGUCACUGAUGGCCAACCGGAGCUGACUGGAGGUUGACUUCCGCCCCCUCUGAACAUGCUGGCUCUGAGAGUGGAGCAAGGCAAGCGAGGGGGUGCUAAAGUCGAACAUCAGCAGAAAGGGACUGCUGUCGGAUGGCAGGACCAGCAGGCUCCUGAGCAGGGGUGUAACAUCAGACAGAGGAUCUCUCAGUGGGAAGGUCGCAGCCAGCAGGUGAACCCUCUGCCUGGUGAAGUUCUGAGCAAUGGAUAUUCAAACAAGGGCACACCUGGAGGCCUUCAUACUAAAGAUCUGAGUUUGGCUUCAGAUUUCCGGGAAUCCAAAACACAGUUACGUCACUGUGGGUUUUGCAGAAAGUCGGAUUGUAAUAUAGAAGUAUUAACCGCUAGCCCAGGAAAUAAGGGACGACAAAGACCCGUGUCUCCUGGUGUCCACGGUGGCCAAAAAUCACAAAACAUCUCGGAUGUUGGCGUUGUGAUGAAAAUUCUACCUCUGUCAGCCGACAGUCUGGAAGACGACAUGCCCACCGGGAACUUCUACAUGUCAAGGAGCUUCUGGCGGAGGCUUGAGGGGGACCGACUGUUCUGGGAAAAAAGCAGAAAGUCCUCAGGGGAGGUUCAGCCACCUCCCAAACCUCAGAGAACGUUCAAGUAUGAGGGAGACAAAAAUGACACGAGAAAGUGGAAGAAUCAGCCCGGUGGGAGGGCUCGAAGGGUAGCUCACCCGCCAAGCUUCCCACCUCCCCCAUGUCCUGUCACCAGGACCAACGGCCUUUCCAGGCAUAAAAGUAACAGGAGGUCCUUUGAGUACGAGGAUGCUGUAGGUCCCUCAAGGAAGGAAGGCAUCCUGGGAGGCAAGGCCAGACACGCUGGCCUUCAUCACGCGUAUUCUGAUGAUAAUAUUUAUGAAGACAUCAUCUGUGACGUGACGCGAGAUAACCCCUAUGAGGAAGUAAAGUCACCCAUGUGUCUUCCUAUCCCCAGACCUCACAGCCAAAAGCUCCAUGCAAAACCCCAAACCAUACAGGGCGACUCUUGCAAGGUGGAGAGGAUGCCACCGUCAAGACCCCCAAAAUCCUCAAUCGUCACAGACACCCCCAAGCCUGCAACACCCCAACGACGCAUAAGCACUCAGAAACUUUACAAGACACCUCAGUACGUGAAUAAGAUCGAAACCAUAUUUGACGACAAACGAGGGAGGAAGAGAGUGAAGAACCAGGGAGUCCCAAUGCGAGAGGAGACCAGCGGGACUGAAAGCGACGCUGAGGACGACAGCAAAGUAGGUUUAAGGAGAUCCGUUUACAAACAGUCGACACUAAAGCGUCGGCCAGGCUACCGCACCCUGGAGAAAGACCUGAUCCAGGCUCAGCAGCAGCAGCUCUUCCAGAUCUUUGUGGUGGUGUCUCUAAGGAAAGGCUCCCCGGUCAACAGCUAUUCUCCUGAAAUCACGCAACAGUUCCCGAAAAUGUUUGAGAAAUCAUCACGACUCUCAAAGGAAGCUGAGGAUCAGCUGAAGGUCAUUCCAAAGUUUUGCUUCCCUGACCCGCGUGACUGGAAGCCUUCUGCACACACACCAAGUGAGACCUUCUCCUUCGUCCUGACGGGAGAGGACGGGAGCCGCUGGUUCUGUUACUGUCGUAAGAUCCUGCCCAGUGGAAAGGGCAAGAGGCUCCCGGAGGUUCAUUGUGUUGUCAGCAAGCUGGGCUGUUUCAACCUGUUUGCCAAGAUUUUGGAGGAGGUGGAGCGGCGCAGAGAGAUCUCCCCGGCGCUGGUUUAUCCUUUCAUGCGCAGUGUGAUGGAGGCGCCCUUCCCGGCUCCUGGCCGCACGGUCACGGUCAAGAAUUUCCUCCCUGGCUCUGGCAAUGAGGUGCUGACUUUGUGUCGUCCAGUGGAUUCCAGAUUGGAGCAUGUGGACUUUGACAGUUUGCUCCAGUGUCUGAGUGUGAGGAGGCUCCUGCAGGUGUUUGCCUCCCUGCUGCUUGAAAGGAGGGUCAUCUUUGUUGCUGACAAACUCAGUGUGCUGUCCCAUUGCGGCCAUGCAGUGCUGGCACUGUUGUACCCGUUCACCUGGCAGCACACCUUUGUGCCUGUGCUUCCUGCCAGCAUGUUGGACAUCAGCUGCUCCCCGACACCCUUCCUCAUCGGGGUGCUGUCCCCCUGCUUGCCGCAGGUGCUGGAGCUCCCCAUAGAGGAGGUGCUCAUUGUGGAUCUGUGUGUAGACAAGUUUGUCACUCAGGUGGGAGAUGAGGACUGCAUCCUGCCCAGUAAACUACAGGCGGCGCUGCAACAGAUUCUGGAGGAGAGAGACGACAUUGUGAGGCAGGAGGAUGGAGACGUCACUGAAGUAGAAACAUCUGUCCAUCUUCCCAGUCACACACACCCCCACACACACACUUACAUGCAAGUCGCAAUCAUCCAGGCGAGGUGGUGGACCUGUGCUCGCUGGUGUCAGAGGCCUUCGUGCGCUUCUUUGUGGAACUGGUGGGCCACUACCCUCUCCACAUGGUCGAGUCGUCCGGAGGCAUCAGGGAGCUUCAACGAGACACCUUCCGCAAGUCUCACCCGUCCCGCGGCGUGCGUCAGUUCCUGCAACUCUUCAUGGACUCGCAGAUGUUCGCUGGCUUCAUUCAGGACAAAGAGCUGCACAAGGCCGCAGCGAGAGGACUGUUUGAAGUCAGAGUGGCUGAAUAUUUGGACUCUUCUCCUGAGCCAGAAGCAAGCGGGGUUAACAAGUUUCUGAAAGGACUGGGAAACAAGAUGAAGCUUCUACAAAUGAAAUGAAAACAUUUUAGUUUGUAGGUUAAAGACUAAUGUUCAUUUAAAAACAAAAAAAAAAAGAUCAUGGGACUCGCUACAACAAAUAGUAAUUGACCUCACUCGUCAACCUCAGCUUUUGUUUACAUUGUGAUGUCAAAUUCCUAACACGUGUACAAAAAUGUUAAAAUGGAGAUUUAUUGUCACAGUAAGUCUCACUCUUUCCUCCCAUUUAAACUGGAUUUGUACAUAAUUUUUUUGAUACUCCUACUUUGCAUAUUGUUCACAACCCUUGUACAGUAUUUUGACAGUUUUUAAAAUUAAAUCCUGAGGUGUCCUGCAUAAGCAGGCUCCAUGGACAGUAAAUGAUUUCCUGAUGGCUGUCUUUUAUUAAAAGUAAAGUACGCAGACGCACAAUGUUAGCAUUUAGAUGUUCACAUAUAACUGCAUACAUACAGCUCACGCAUAGAUAUACUGUGGAUAAAUACAUGCAAUACAUACAAUGCUAGCAUGCUAGCUAUUAGCAUUGUUGGCAUUUACAUUUUGUUGGGAUGCGCCCAAAAUUAAAAUAGGUAGCAGUUGGGGCUUUAUGUACGUA